UGCGUGCUGCGCGUCUCCUUGGCGCUGCGCGGAGGAGGGCGAGCCCAGGCCUCAAGGAGAGGGAGCGGGACGAGGAAGAGCAGCGGGAGCGGGGAUCGGCGCUCCUGCCGCUGCCAUGCUGCUGUGCACUGCCCUGCGCGCCGCGGCCGCACGCUCGGUAAGACAGAUCCGAUAUUUGCAUGGAACAGCAGAGCGCAAUGCCACUGGAGCCUUAUUCGUGCACAGAGAUAGUCCUGAAAACAAUCCAAAUACUCCAUUUGAGUUCACACCUGAAAACCUAAAGCGAAUAGAAGCGAUCAUAAACAACUACCCAGAGGGACACAAGUCUGCAGCUGUCAUGGCAGUGCUGGAUUUGGCCCAAAGACAGCAUGGAUGGCUGCCCAUAUCAGCUAUGAACAAGGUUGCUGAAGUUUUAGAAAUGCCUCCCAUGAGAGUCUAUGAAGUAGCAACCUUCUACACCAUGUACAAUCGCAAACCUGUUGGGAAAUACCACAUUCAGGUCUGCACCACCACGCCGUGCAUGCUGCGAGACUCUGACAGCAUUUUAGAAGCCAUUAAGAAGAAACUUGGUAUUAAAGUUGGGGAAACAACACCUGAUAAGCUCUUCACGCUGAUAGAAGUGGAAUGUUUAGGUGCUUGUGUAAACGCACCGAUGGUACAAAUAAAUGACAAUUACUACGAAGAUCUGACACCCAAGGAUAUUGAAGACAUAAUUGAUGAGCUAAAGGCUGGCAAAGUUCCCAAACCAGGCCCAAGGAGUGGACGUUUUUCUUGUGAGCCAGCUGGUGGCCUUACUUCCCUGACUGAACCACCCAAAGGACCAGGUUUUGGAGUUCGAGAUGAUCUCUAAGGAUUUUUGUAAUAUAAAAUGAACUGUCUGAAAAGAAUAAAGUACCUUGAAUCUCACUAAAAUUAUGUACAUUCUAAUAUUUUUGUUUAAAAAAAAAGUAACAGCAAUUAGACUAUCCAACUUACUGUGUUGGAUUAAAUUUAACUAUAGCACAGUUUAAUCAUAAUUCCAGACUUUAAGAAAAGUGGUUCUGUAGACUGUGUAAAGUGACUGCUUGAAAGAGUCCACUUAGGGUCAAUGAGAAAUGAAAAGUUGUGUCUUUUGAUCUGUCAUUGAAAAUUCUUUCAGCUUUUUCUAAAGCUCUUUGAAGAAGCGACAAAACUCACUAAAUUACAAAUCUGAUAAAUGCACAAGGAACCAAACUGAAAGGAGAUUAUCUGACAAAACUUCAUCAUGUUACUUUUAUUGGCAAUUUAUAAACAAACAAAUGCAAACACGAAAGGUUAUCUGAGCUGUGUUGUGUAAAAAAUCUCGUAAGUUCAGUUAGAAGUGGUUCUUCAGCUUCGUUCUUCUUAGUAUCAUUCUGUAAUCAGGAAGAAUGUAAAGCCCCAAACAGCAGUAGUAUUCUGCUAAAAGAAUAAAAGUAACAAAAACCAACUACCUUCCUGUGCUUCCUAUAAACAUAUAUAUAGUACAGACAAGGUACGGAGCUGGGGGAAGACAGAAUAUAUCAGAGCAGUUCAACAUGUGCCUAAGGGUAAUAAUAUCUGACACUGGAUCUUUGAUUUACAGAUCCUUCUUUGACCUUAUUAUUGUGUACCAGCUACUUUCAAGAACUAAUCUGUGUGAAAUUGAGGAAUUUCUUUCAACACAAAAAAGUUGAAGAUUUUUUUUUUUAUUUGACUGCAUAUUGACACUUAAUACCUAUGCUUAUAAAAUGGGGCAAAUGCUUUUGCUAUAAGGACAUACAUUUCCAUGUCAAUUAGGAAAUGUGGACACAUCAGUCACCCGAAGCCACAUUGUGUCUGUCUCUUCUAAAAUCUGCCAUGGAACUUAUAUUUGUAUUGCAAUUGAGGAGAUACAUUAAUCUUUAACUGUAUAAUUUAUAAUUCUAUAUUAGUUUGUUUUGAUAGUCUGAUUAAUAGUACUUCACCAAACUAUUCUCCCUCUUUGGAGUUAAAUUCUGUUUUUACAGAUUACCUGCAUAAUGGCUAUCUCAUGUGGUCUGUCAUUAUUUCAAUAGGCUCUGUGAAGUUCCUUCACAAGCUGUUAAAAAAGCAGUAUUACUGCUGGUAGUUCUGGGAACAUAAUAUAUCUGUAAAUCAUUUGUAUGAGAAACUUGCUAUCUCUUCCAUCUUACUUUAUUUAUAAAAUGAAACUAUUGAAUUGCAUACAAAUGGAAAAGAAAACUCAAUAAAUUUAUACAACCCAUGAGUGAAGCAGCUUCCAAACAAGCAUGAAAAAAAAUCCUGCAUAGAAGCAGUACAGAACAUAGUGCAGGGGAGAAAAUAGUACAUGGAUUGAAAUCUUAUCUGUCAUUAAAAGUUUCUGAAUGCUCUUCUGAAA
Catharus ustulatus (Swainson's thrush) is the source of this 2356-nucleotide messenger RNA. It is a transcript of the gene NDUFV2, whose product is annotated as NADH:ubiquinone oxidoreductase core subunit V2. The record is from RefSeq and is a predicted model, not a curated record. The transcript has 8 exons. Bases 116 to 850 code for a protein of 244 amino acids. NCBI's taxonomy places the organism in Eukaryota, Metazoa, Chordata, Aves, Passeriformes, Turdidae. Gene Ontology annotation, molecular function: NADH dehydrogenase activity. Gene Ontology annotation, biological process: mitochondrial electron transport, NADH to ubiquinone.